AUGGCCAAGAUCAUUCAGAUGGCGGUGAUGCUGGGCAGCUCCAAGCUGGGCCACGGCGCCUUUGGAUUCGAUGAAAGGCAAGCGGACUCGACGCCAGUGCCGCAGAUGAAACGGGAACUGCCCACGCGAAAGAUGUGCCUGGAGGCAUUCAAGCGAACCCACUACGACAUCCUCAUCAUUGGCGGCGGCGCCGUGGGCUCCGGCUGUGCCCUGGACGCUGCCACGCGGGGCUUGAAGACCGCCCUGGUGGAAGCGAAUGACUUUGGCAGCGGCACUUCCUCCAAAUCGAGCAAGCUGUUGCACGGCGGCCUCAGGGAUCUGGAGCAGGCCAUCUCGCGUCUGGACGUGGCUGCCUUUCGGCGGGUUCGCUGCUCCUUGCAGGAGCGCAGCCACAUUGGCAAGCUGGCGCCGCAUCUCAGCCAGCCGGUACCCAUCCUGCUGCCCGUCCACCACUGGUGGCAGGCUCCGCUCUACUACAUGAAGCUAAAGAUUUACCACCUGAUGGCGCCCAAGGCCACCAGGAGUUUUCAGUAUCUGAGUGCCGACGACGCAUUGGAAGUAUUUCCGAUGCUGCGACGCCAGGAGCUGUUUGGCGCCUUCGUCUUCUACGAGGGCCAGCACGACGAUGCCAGGAUGUGCCUUUCGGUGGCUCUUACAGCGGCUCGUUACGGAGCAGAUAUCUGCAACCACAUGAAGGUCUCGCGACUCAUCAAGAACAAGGAUGGCAAUGUGGCGGGCGCGGAGGCGGUGGACCAGCUCACGGGCAAGAAGUACAGCAUACGGGCGAAGGUGGUGGUCAACGCCACUGGCCACAUGAGCGACAGCCUCCGCAAGAUGGAAGACUCGGAAGCCAAGCCGCUGUGCACGCGCAGCUGGUCCUCGAUCAUCGUCAUGCCCCGCUUCUACUGCCCGGAGGAGGUGGGCGUCUUCGACCCGCACACGCCCACUGGCCGAUCCAUCUUUUUCCUGCCCUGGCAGGGCCAUACACUAGUCGGGUCCAGCGAUGAGCCUCUCAAUCUGCCCGAGCAGGACACGCAGCCCACGGAGACGGAUGUGCAGUCCCUACUGGAUUGCGUUAAGCACUUUGUAACGCCCAACUUCGAUGUGCGAAGAUGCGAUGUGCUGGCCGUUUGGGGUGGCUACAAACCUCUGCCCGUGCAGUCCGAUACCCUGCACCACACUCGUUUCAAGAACCAUGUAAUCCAGCUGGGACCUCGAAACAUGCUUUCCAUCGUUGGUGGCACGUGGUCCUCGUUUCGGGUUCUGGCUGAGAAGACCGUGAAUGCCGCCAUCCGGUAUGGAGAUCUUUCACCGCUGCGUAAGGAAUCGGUGACCGCAGAGUCCUGCAAACUGGACGGAGCCAGUGGCUGGAGUCCGAAGAUGUUCAUCCGGCUGGUUCAGGACUUUGGAAUGGAGCGUGACGUGGCUGAGCAUCUAUCGAACACGUACGGAUCGAAUGCCUUCAAAGUAGCCGUCAGUGCGGACAGCAGUGGAAAGGCAUGGCCCAUUGUGGGCAAGCGACUUCACUCGGAGUUCCCGUACAUUGAGGCGGAGGUAAAGCAGGGCGUUCGCGACUUCGCUUGCACGCUGGAGGACAUGGUGGCUCGGCGACUGCGAGUGGCCUUUCUAAAUGUGCAGGUGGCCGAGGAGAUACUGCCGCAAGUGGCCAACAUCAUGGCCAAGGAGCUGAACUGGUCGCGAGAUCAAAUUAAAAAGCAGAUCCGCCAGACGCGCACCUUUCUUAACUCCCAGAUGGGCCAGCUGACCAAGGAGAGCGCCUCGCAGAUGAACAUUCCCAUCAAGAUGAGCGUGCGCCAAGUGCGCAAGUUUGCCGGGCAGUUCAGGCAAAUGGAUGAGAACAAUACGGGGUACGUGUCGAUUGCGGACUGCUGCAGGGCCAUGAAAACGAUGGGCGUGAAGGAGGUGCCCGUCGACCUGAUGCACGAUGUCCUGCGGGACAUUGAUGUCCAUGCCCAGGGCAAGGUGAACCUGUACGAGUUCCUCCUGCUCAUGUCGGCUAUUGUGCAGGGCAACACCGAGUACCUGCGGUACGCACGGCUGUAUCUGGACCACAAAAAGCAGAUGCAAGGCAGCAACUUUCCCGCCGUAAUGCAAAUGGAGCGGGCCGGGGGCGGUCUUUGAAAGUAUCAUUCGUUGCAACCAUUUCCUCUUUGGAAUACUGCAUCCGUUGACCAUUGUCUACGCAUUACACGUCGAAGCAAUUCCCUUCGGGGAUCGCUGCCUCAACUUUAAUUUA
This is a messenger RNA of Drosophila simulans, 2257 nucleotides long. It is a transcript of the gene Gpo2, whose product is annotated as glycerol-3-phosphate dehydrogenase, mitochondrial. Gene Ontology annotation, molecular function: glycerol-3-phosphate dehydrogenase (quinone) activity; calcium ion binding. The transcript has a single exon. The record is from RefSeq and is a predicted model, not a curated record. Lineage: Eukaryota; Metazoa; Arthropoda; Insecta; Diptera; Drosophilidae. Bases 1 to 2142 code for a protein of 713 amino acids. Gene Ontology annotation, biological process: glycerol-3-phosphate metabolic process. Gene Ontology annotation, cellular component: mitochondrion; glycerol-3-phosphate dehydrogenase (FAD) complex.